UUUUAUUUAAAAUAUUACUUUAGUAGAAUGAAAAUCUAUGGCCAAUAUGAGUAUUACUAGUAAUGGAGAGAAUGGUGUCAUUGUAUCCGGGCAGACGAUCUUCAGUUUAAGUAAGAAUUCAAUAGCAUUUCAUGGAAAGGAGCGACUAUACACCGAGCUUGGCUCUGGUGGCCGCACAAUUAGCCGGUGUUUGACCACUUACGAGUGCCAGCUUGAGGACGAUGUAGAGCAACUGCAAGAGGCGCUUUUCAAAAUAUCUUCCCACUAUGCCAAGAUUCAGUUUGGACUGCGCCAGGUAGCCUCGGCUUCGUCCAGUGAAAGGGACAGCCUACUUAAAGAUUUAGAGGAUUUGACGUCCCAGGGUCUGGAUGAUACUGAACAUAGUCUGGACUACACAUCUUCCACACAAGUUAAAAUUCGUGUUAAGCAAAACAACAUACUCUGCCAAUUGCGAGAACGUCUCGAGGAAUUGGAAAUUGGAGUUUGCUUUCAGCAGGAUUGUUGUCCUGUAGAAAGCAGAUCCAUGAUUACUUGCGAGGGUGCUACGAACAAUACUACCUUGUGUAACAUUGUGGACCAGGACGGUGGGAAAACCCAAGAAUGUGGUUUCAAGGCUGUGGGAAAAAGCAGGCCUGUCGGUCGAAACAUGCAACUUGGCCUGUACGAUAUGGAAUCCAAAAAACAAGACCUACGGUUGGGUAAAGAGUCAUAGACCUCAUGCAUACGCGAAUAAAAAAAAAAAGGAAAGGAGAAAAUACCUUGCAAUAAAAUACGCUACGCAAACACAAUAUCAUGAGACCGAGAAACAACAUAAAGAACAACAAAUGACGAAGCAUUUAGUUUGGCACGUGAAAACGCGUUCAAGAGCUGAAGGUUGUAUGUCAUAAAUAAGACGAAGAAAGAUGACAAGCAUUGAAAUGUGAUAUUGUAUUUUAUUGCACCCAAAAAAAAUGUGUUAUGCUA
Molecule: messenger RNA, 963 nt
Organism: Drosophila subpulchrella
Lineage: Eukaryota; Metazoa; Arthropoda; Insecta; Diptera; Drosophilidae
Exons: 1
Coding region: 38-712 (224 amino acids)
Source: RefSeq, a predicted model, not a curated record